This is a messenger RNA of Pectinophora gossypiella (pink bollworm), 635 nucleotides long. RefSeq lists its product as uncharacterized. The coding region runs from base 128 to 457 and encodes 109 amino acids. The record is from RefSeq and is a predicted model, not a curated record. The transcript has 2 exons. Lineage: Eukaryota; Metazoa; Arthropoda; Insecta; Lepidoptera; Gelechiidae.
UCUGGACAACCAGUUUAAACAAGACGAGCAUGUGAAUCGCCACAGACGCCCACCGCGUUUGUUUCAUGUUAACGAUUUGGUAUUUGUGAUUAAGUUCUCACAGGUAACCGGGAAACUUGACCCUGGUAUGCGUGGGCCGUACAAAGUGGUGAAGACCUUACCGGGCGGCCGCUACGAAUUGAAACUUCUGAGCGGAGGCCGUGGGAAGCUCACGCAGGCAGCUGCGCAGCAUAUGGUUGCUUGGCGCGGCGAAUGGUGUCCGGAGUCGUGCGCUGCUUUCUUCGAGAACGACGGAGUUGUGGACACCGAAAUAGCGCUACCCAACGCACUACCAUCGAUGCCACUACUGGACUGCGAUAGGGAGACUGAACAAGCUGCGAUUGCCGGACCCUCAUCCAGAACUCCCCUAGUUAAUGACCAGGUCGAGGACGACCUAUCAUCAGGAGAGGCCGUAUAAGCGUAACCCCCCACUGAUCGAUCGUAGCACCUCCGACUUCUAUAAAAAGCAUCGCGCGCCAGUUUGGCGGACAUUUGCUCGAGAGACGUCGAAGCCUACGGAUCGGUAGAGGACUACGUUCCAGGUCACGUGAGCCAUUUUUGUUCGAUAUUUUCCUGUUUUUCUGUUGCAUUUUCAA